Molecule: messenger RNA, 471 nt
Organism: Didymodactylos carnosus
Lineage: Eukaryota; Metazoa; Rotifera; Eurotatoria; Philodinida; Philodinidae
Source: the annotation of a GenBank genome assembly
AUGAUGAAAGGGUAUACAUUGAUAAUCGUGAUAUUGUACUGGUUACUGAAAAAUAGUAGUUACGCCCAGUUGAAUUUAUAUCAAACCGAAGAAGAAAGAACGCCUGCCACCACUGUGGUUGAUUAUAAUUGUUUUUAUUACUAUUAUGGUAGUCCGCUUUUGUCACUGUAUGGUGUUCGUCCCACUGUACCAUAUUGUAUUCGUCCUGAAAGAUCACCAACAAAAUUUGAUAAUGACCAGGAGAAAUCUUGUAUACCCAUACGAAAAGCUGGUAAUAGUGUAGUUGAUUGUAUUGGUGGCACUGAUGAACGUUUAACGAAUAAUUGUACACAGCUGUAUCCAGUGGAACUUAAUAAACGUUUCUAUUGCAUGAAUAGUUCAGUUUGUAUAACACCAAAGCAAGUGUGUGAUGGAGAAUUCGAUUGUCCAUUUAGUGAUGAUGAGCUAGUUUGUCCAGGGUUAUGGUCGUAA